Opisthocomus hoazin is the source of this 3162-nucleotide messenger RNA. NCBI's taxonomy places the organism in Eukaryota, Metazoa, Chordata, Aves, Opisthocomiformes, Opisthocomidae. The record is from RefSeq and is a predicted model, not a curated record.
AUGGACCAGAUAAAGCCAGUGCCAGGUGCCCAGAGAAGGGGCCUGAGGGCCAGCUGCUGGAGGGUAACCGUUGCUGCUGCUGUGGUGGGCACCAUGACGGCCAUCUGCCUGGGGAUCCUGCUGGCCUCUCAGCCCGCGGGAGAGACCAGCUUUGAGCACACAGUGGAGCUGCGAGGAAUCGCCUUCAAUAGCAGCUUACAGGUGCAGAACUCGGACUACUACAGGGUGCUGACGCCUGCUCUCGAGAGGCUGUUUCUGUCCAGUUUCCAGGACUCCCAGCCGGACUGGAGCUGCACCGGCUGCACCAUCCUGGGCUACAGGUGACAGGUAAACGCGAGCGUGUUCGUCCGCUUCCGCCUCCGCUUCGCCCCCCACGAUUCCCAGCUCCUGAGCUCUGCCAUGGAGGAGGAAGCUCUCAGGCACGGGCUGGCAGCUGCCCUGCCCGAGCAGGGUCUCUCCCUGGCUGCGUAUGGGACCAUAUCCUCGGCUUCUCUCACAGGUCCCAGCGAGGUUUCUCCCCACAGACCUGGACUGAAGUCGGGGAGCUGCCCCGGAGAUACGUUCGCUUGCCGCAACACCCAGUGCCUGUGGAAAGAAAAAUGUGGUGGCCAGAAGGACUGCGCCGAUGCCUCCGCCAAGAGGGGCUGUGCUUACACGGGGACCACCUCCCUCAGAGGCUCCGACGGCGGCGCGGUCAAAAUGGGCAUCGCCCGGAUCAUCCCGCACCCCUCCUACAACACCGACACAGCUGACUACGACGUGGCCGUGCUGGAGCUGAAGAGACCUGUGACCUUCACCAAGUACAUCCAGCCCGUGUGCCUGCCAGACGCGGGGCACCACUUCCCCACCAGCAAGAAGUGCCUCAUCUCCGGCUGGGGCUACCUCAGGGGGGAUUUCUUGGUGAAACCCGAGUUCCUGCAGAAAGCAACAGUGGAGCUGCUGGACCAGACGCUCUGCUCCAGCCUCUACAGCCACACCCUCACGGACAGGAUGAUGUGCGCUGGCUACCUGGAGGGGAAAAUCGACUCCUGCCAGGGUGACUCUGGUGGGCCUCUCGUUUGCCAAGAACCAUCUGGCAAGUUUUUCCUGGUGGGAAUCGUGAGCUGGGGAAUCGGAUGUGGUGAAGCCAGGCGGCCCGGGGUUUACACACGUGUUACCAAGCUCAGAGACUGGAUCUUGGAUGCUAUUUCUUCCUCCCCCACCUCCAUAGCCCAUCCUGUCCUGCCAAUACACUCCAGUGCUAACAGCAACGUGGUCAGCUCUGCAGAGCUCAACACCACCACGGCCGCAGCAAUCCCCACGGCUUCACCCGCCCCCGCCGGGCCCUCCCAGCAGCUCUGCAAGGAGAUACAGAUGCAGGAGUGUGGAGGACGACCUGGGUUCUCUAAACCCAGCAAGAUCGUGGGAGGAACAGAUGCUUCCGGAGGAGAGAUCCCCUGGCAAGUCAGCCUGCGAGAAGACUCCAGGCAUUUCUGUGGAGCCACCAUAAUCGGGGACCGCUGGCUGCUGUCAGCAGCUCACUGCUUCAACGAGACAGAUCCAGAGGAGAUCGAAGCCUACGUGGGAACAACAUCACUCAAUGGAACAGACGGGAAUGCAGUGAAAGUCAACGUCACAAGAGUGAUCCCGCAUCCCCUCUUCAACCCUGUUAUGCUGGACUUUGACGUGGCUGUACUAGAGCUGGCAAGCCCUCUUGUCUUCAACAAAUACAUCCAGCCCGUCUGCCUCCCGCUCGCUGCGCAGAAGUUUCCUGUUGGCAAGAAAUGCGUCAUUUCUGGCUGGGGGGACCUCGAAGAAGGGAACGUCACCAAGCCUGAGGUCCUGCAGAAAGCCUCCGUGGGCAUCAUAGACCAGGAGACCUGCAACUUCCUCUACAACUUCUCCCUCACGGACCGAAUGAUCUGCGCUGGCUUCCUGGAGGGGAAGAUAGACUCAUGCCAGGGAGACUCGGGUGGACCCUUGGCCUGUGAGGUGACCCCAGGAGUGUUCUAUCUGGCUGGCAUUGUGAGCUGGGGCAUCGGUUGUGCCCAGGCUAUGAAACCUGGUGUGUACUCCAGAAUUACCAAACUCAAAGACUGGAUCCUGGACACCAUCUCACAGUGGCCCAGUCCCGGCACAGGCACCCCUUCCAGUUCAGCCAUCACUAGAACUCCUGCUGCAGCCAUCCUCACCCACCAGCCCAGCUCAACAGCAGCAAGUCCAAUCAACAGAACCACCCUGGGGAUGAAGAUGACCACAAUCGUGGAAGAAACCUCUACAGGUCUGAAAACCACUGAGCCUGCCAAGCCUACCCAGACCCCAGUGGUGCCUUGUACCAGCCUCACCUUCAAGUGUUCCAGCAACGUCUGUAUUGGAAAAGAAAAUCCUGAAUGCGAUGGCGUUGUUGACUGCAGCAACGGCGUUGACGAGCGCAACUGCGACUGUGGCUUAACAACUGCUCUGGCCUUCAGCAAAAUCGUGGGUGGCAGCACUGCGGCUCGAGGAGAGUGGCCCUGGCAAGUCAGUCUCUGGCUUCGGCGGAAGGAGCACAAGUGCGGGGCUGUCCUCAUUGCCGACCGGUGGCUGCUCUCCGCAGCUCACUGCUUUGACAUUUACAGCGACCCCAAAAUGUGGGUGGCCUUUCUAGGAUCCCCCUUCCUGAACGGCAUCGAUGGCAAAACGGAGAAAAUAUUCCGUAUCUACAAGCACCCUUUCUACAACGUCUACAGCCUGGACUACGACGUGGCACUGCUAGAGCUGAACACGCCCGUCAAGUUCAGCAACACCAUCAGACCUAUAUGUCUGCCAGACAACUCGCACAUCUUCCAUGAAGGAGCCAGAUGCUUCAUCACAGGCUGGGGCUCCACGAAGGAAGGAGGUCUCAUGUCAAAGCACCUCCAAAAAGCAGCAGUGAACAUCAUUGGAGACCAGGCCUGCAAAAAAUUCUACCCGGUACAGAUCAGCAGCAGGAUGGUGUGUGCCGGCUUCCCGCAAGGCGCCGUCGACAGCUGCUCGGGGAGUGGCGAUGCCGGUGGGCCCCUGGCCUGUAGAGAACCCUCAGGGAAGUGGUUUCUAGCAGGAAUCACAAGCUGGGGCUAUGGCUGUGCCAGGCCAUACUUCCCUGGUGUCUACACCAAAGUCACAGCCGUCCAGGGCUGGAUUGCACAGAACCUCAAGCUCUGA